Nicotiana tabacum (common tobacco) is the source of this 732-nucleotide messenger RNA. Lineage: Eukaryota; Viridiplantae; Streptophyta; Magnoliopsida; Solanales; Solanaceae. The record is from RefSeq and is a predicted model, not a curated record.
AUGUAUGUGUCUGAUGGUAUUUUGGUGAACCAAAGGAAGUUUGCUCUCGAAUUGGUUGAGGAAUUUGGGUGUACUGAUUCCAAGCCAACCUCUAGUCCUCUUCCUUUGGGUCUGAAAUUGUUUUCUGAUGUAGGUAGCUUGCUUUCUGAUCCUUCCCUUUAUAUGAGGCUAAUUGACAAACUCAAUUUCUUAACUCAUACUAGGCCUGACUUAGCUUAUACGGUUCAACAUCUUAGUCAAUUCAUGCAGACUCCCGAGCAACCCCAUUUGGAUGCUGCUUUACAUACUGUGUGCUACAUCAAAGGCUUGUCUGGUUUGAGACUUCAUUUCUCUUCUCAUUCUUCUUUUUCUAUGGUUGCAUUUUGUGAUUCGGAUUGGGCUUCUUGCUUUGAUUCCAGGAGAUCUGUUAGUGGUUUUUUUAUUACGUUGGGGUCAUGUCCUAUCUCUUGGAAGUCGAAAAAGCAGACUAUUGUUUCUUUAUCAUCUGCGGAGGCAGAGUACAGGUCUGUUCGGAGAUUGGUGGCUGAAUUAACUUGGCUAUGUCAAUUCUUGGAGGAUAUGGAUGUUACUAAUUUGACUCUUAUUGAUGUCUAUUGCGAUAAUCAGUCUGCCAUUCAAAUUGCAAAGAAUCCUGUCUCUCAUGAGUGGACUAAACACAUCGAGCUAGACUGGCAUUUUGUUCGGGAGAAAUUGCAAGAUGGCUUGAUUUUAUUGCAUUAUAUACCCUUCUAG